Molecule: messenger RNA, 1552 nt
Organism: Parasteatoda tepidariorum (common house spider)
Lineage: Eukaryota; Metazoa; Arthropoda; Arachnida; Araneae; Theridiidae
Product: protein mab-21
Source: RefSeq, a predicted model, not a curated record
GCCCCACUAGGGAGUGGCUAACAGGUACUGCCACCUGAGUGGCGCCGUUAGAGGUGGGGUUACAUCAGUUACCUCCCCUUCAAGUAGGGUGGUCAGAUGGACUUCAUUCCAAGCGUGAUUCUUACAAGAGGGACAACCGGCGAUCAUGCUGGUUCCCCCUGAUAUGAUGACUGCACAAUCGAAGCUCUUGUAUCAGUUGAAUAAGUUCUAUGGGGAAAGAGUUCAAACUCGUAAGGGAAAAGUUGCAAAUACGGUGAGAGAGGUUUGCAAGGUGGUUCAAGAUGUUUUAAAAGAAGUCGAGGUCCAGGAACCACGAUUUAUAUCGUCUUUAAAUGAUUGCAAUGGACAUUUUGACGGCUUCGAAGUUAUAUCUCCGUGGGAAUUUGAAGUUGUGCUUUACCUUAACCAAAUGGGUGUCUUUAACUUCGUCGAUGAUGGUUCUUUACCAGGAUGCGCCGUAUUGAAACUUAGUGACGGCCGCAAGAGAUCAAUGUCCUUGUGGGUUGAAUUCAUUACAGCAUCGGGUUAUCUUUCAGCAAGAAAGAUUCGAUCUCGUUUUCAGACUCUCGUAGCACAGGCUUGCGACAAGUGCAGUUAUCGGGAGAUGGUAAAAAUGGUAGCGGAUACCACGGAGGUGAAGUUGCGAAUUAAAGAAAGAUUUGUUGUGCAAAUAACGCCAGCUUUCCGUUGUAGUGGUUUAUGGCCAAGAUCUGCUGCUCAUUGGCCUAUUCCUCACAUACCGUGGCCAAAUCCGAAUCUCGUAGCAGAAGUUAAAGCUGAAGGAUUUGACUUGCUAUCUAAAGAAAGCGUGACUCUGCAGGGAAAACAAUCAUCGAUGGAAGGCGAUGCUUGGGUACUAAAUUUCUGUGAAGCGGAAAAUAGGCUUCUUCAAGGAGGAUGCCGAAAGAAAUGCUUAAGCAUCUUAAAGACUCUUAAAGACAAGCAUCUUGAUCUUCCGGGUAAUCCUGUUACAGCUUAUCACUUGAAGACCCUGUUAUUGUAUGAGUGUGAAAAACAUCCCAGGGAACUUGAGUGGGAUGAAACCUGCUUAGGUGAUAGAAUUAAUGGUAUUCUUCUUCAACUUAUAUCGUGUCUUCAAUGUCGUAGAUGUCCUCACUAUUUUCUUCCUCAGUUAGACUUGUUUAAAGGAAAAUCCGCGAGUUCUUUAGAAAAUGCUGCUAAGCAUGCAUGGAGAUUGACAAGAGAGUUGCUUACAAAUCCCAGAUCUCUUGAGAAACUUUGACUUUAUUAGAACAACUUCCCGGUAGUGAAUCUCUUCAUAUAAACUCAUAUUUUCCUCAUGUAGAUUUAUCAACUUUUUUGCUAAAUUGUUUAGAAUCAAUUUUGGAAGAAGGUAUCGUAUAGAUUUUGUUAUAUAAAAUUUAUCUACGCAAUUUUAUUUUAAUAAGAUACUUUUAUUUACUUGUGAAACAUCUAGUCUUUUUUCAGACGAAAACUCGAAAUUAUUAUCAAAACCUUAUGUUGUUUAAUUUUAAAAAAAAUCUAAACAUUGGCAUUGAAUUAUAUAGGUAAUUUAAAAAAAGUGUAUUUA